CUCCUCCACACUAUGGGUCGACGAAGAAAGAACAAGACACAUUUGAAGGGCGGAUCCACCGAUUCUGCUUCCUCACAGACAGGCGUGCCAAAAUCUUUUGUGAUCAAGUAUGGCCAAGUGGGAGCAUCCAUUGCUCAGCUUGUCCGGGAUAUUCGAAAAGUUAUGGAACCUAAUACUGCCAGUCGUCUGAGGGAGAGAAAUAGGAAUAAGCUGAAAGAUUACUUGACUCUGGCUCCUGCACUUCAAGUCACGCAUUUACUCGCAUUCACCCUGACCCCCGUCGCACCGUCAUUGCGGAUAAUCCGUCUUUCCUCUGGCCCGACUCUUAGCUUUCGAGUAGAGAGAUAUAGUCUUAUGAAAGACAUUUUGAAUACGUCCAAGAAGGCUCGAAGUAUCGGCAUGGAAUACCUUAGUCCACCCUUGCUUGUUCUAGCAUCAUUUCCUUCUCCAUCUCCAACAACCCCCCCUCAUCUGCCUCUGGUCAUGAAGGCAUUCCAAUCCCUCUUCCCCCCCCUCUCACCUAAAACGAUAGCACUUUCUUCCGCUCGGCGAGUCGUUCUCGUAUCUUACAACGCUGAUCGUGGUACUGUCGACUUCAGACACUACAUAAUAACUGUGAAAGCCUACGGUGUAUCGAAACGCGUCCGCCGUAUCCUCGAAGGCCCAAACAAGGGCUCAGCAUCUCACGGCUUCUUAGACCUUGGGAACGAGAAAGACGUCGCAGAUUUCCUCCUCCGUAGACGAGGUGAACCAGGACCUGAUGGCUAUGAAAGCGCCUCUUCUGCGGAAAGUGUUGCCGGCGAUGAAGACGCCGUUGACCUUGCAGACGAUUACGUCGGAAAGAAUAACAAAAAGGGAUCGAGGCGUGCUGUGAGACUCGACGAGGUCGGUCCUCGGCUAGAGUUGAGGUUGGUGAAAAUUACAGAAGGUGUUCCUGGAAAGGAGGGUGGUGUGAUAUUCCAUGAAUUCGUGAAAAAAUCGAAGAAGGAAGUGGCUAAUCUGAAGGCAGCGCACGCAGCGAAAGAAAAGCAGCGAAAGGAGCGAAGGGAGGAGCAAGAAAGGAAUGUAGCACGGAAGAAGGCGGCGAAAGCCGGAGGUGCAGAGAAGGGUGACGAGUACGAGGAUAAUGAAGAUAAUGUCCUAGACGGAGAUGAGGGUGAGGACGAGUCCGGGCACUGGGAUGAUGAGGAAGAGAUCAGUGAGGGCGAAGAAAGCGAACAAGAAGAGGCAGAACAAAGCAGUGAAAAUGAAGGCGAACGGCAGCCCCCAAAGAAGAAAGUAAAGUUCCGUAGCAAGCGAUGAUCUAGGACGGUCUUCUCCUGUUCUUGUUUUCUUACAUGGUGUAUAUAUUGUGUUCGAGCAGUCGGAGAUAAAAGCUGGAUGGCAAUUACAAUAAGAUAUAUAACGUGUCCUAC
Messenger RNA from Guyanagaster necrorhizus, 1415 nucleotides. RefSeq names its product Brix-domain-containing protein. Gene Ontology annotation, biological process: ribosomal large subunit assembly; rRNA processing. Lineage: Eukaryota; Fungi; Basidiomycota; Agaricomycetes; Agaricales; Physalacriaceae. Gene Ontology annotation, cellular component: preribosome, large subunit precursor. Bases 13 to 1302 code for a protein of 429 amino acids. The record is from RefSeq and is a predicted model, not a curated record. The transcript has 4 exons. Gene Ontology annotation, molecular function: rRNA binding.